AUGUCAACUUCCCACGCUCCACCAGUACCAACAGAACGACCAGAAAAUCACCUUCGACCAAGCACUCCGUGUCCGACUGCAGAAUCCCAAAUCCUCGAUCUCAUCGCCGCCUCCUCUGAAAACCACUCAGUACCCGUGUCAGCCGCACACCUGCUCUCCCUCUACGACUCGCUCGGUCCGCUCACGCCCUCGGAGCUCAUCGGCGAAUGGUCCGCCAGCAGUUUCAACACGGGCCACCCCGCGCAUCCGUGGCUAAAGUCGAUAAACUGGGUCGGCAUCAGGUUCUGGAGCGUCGACGACGUCGAGCCGAUUGUUGUGGCCGUCACAACGGAGAAUAAAAAUCAAAAUAAUGGUGUGUCGGAAAAGGUCUGGAGUAGGAAGAAGUGGAUGGAGGAGUUUGGAAACGGGCAGGUCAUUGAAGCGAAAUUCAGAGACGUCGUUUCUGCCACCAUGGUUUGCGAUGACCAUCCCAUACUGAACUACUACCGAAAAGUGUCCGACACUGUCGUGCUCGGCGUCAUGGUUGCCAAGAUGUUUCACGGCUCCGGACUAUUUCUCUUUUACCUCACGAGGUAG
This is a messenger RNA of Diplodia corticola, 576 nucleotides long. Its product is annotated as transcription factor cmr1 protein. The coding region runs from base 1 to 576 and encodes 191 amino acids. The record is from RefSeq and is a predicted model, not a curated record. The transcript has 3 exons. NCBI's taxonomy places the organism in Eukaryota, Fungi, Ascomycota, Dothideomycetes, Botryosphaeriales, Botryosphaeriaceae.